This is a messenger RNA of Penicillium salamii, 225 nucleotides long. NCBI's taxonomy places the organism in Eukaryota, Fungi, Ascomycota, Eurotiomycetes, Eurotiales, Aspergillaceae. The record is from the annotation of a GenBank genome assembly.
AUGAUUAUUACCCGCGGGUUCUCUCUCACAAACUUUGUUAUUGCCAGCUCGGCAUUUUGCUUCCAAGUCUGCGUUCUCUAUCCCUGGCAUCACAGGCUAGACGAGGAGUUCCAACACUUGAAAGCCGAGCAUCUCCGCUUACUGAAGGAGGGCGAGGAUGACCGACUAAAGGAGCUCAGGAGUAUUCGUGAACUUCUCGAGUCGCGGAACACCAAAGCAACAUAA